ACAGCCUGCUACAUCUACAUCUUCCGAGCUAGGAUCAGGUAAGUUUAAAAAACUUCCUUUCAUUAAUAUUAAAACUUUUGAUGGCCAGAGUGUGAUGGACUAUCAUCCAUUCAUUAAUAUGUUUAAGGCAGUCAUUGAUAUGGAUGCAAACCUGAGUUUCUGCGAAAAACUGUACUAUUUGCGGUCGUUUUUGGCAGGAGGAGCUUUAGAUUUGAUAAAGCAUUUAAUGCUUACUGGUGAAAACUAUGAGGUAGCUUUAAAACUCCUUAAUGAUAGGUACAAUAAUAUACCUAAAAUUGUAAGUUUUCAUGUAAAUAGCAUUCUUGACAUGCCAGUUUUGACAAAAUGUACAGCUUCUGGGCUGCGUUCAAUAGUGUCAACUGUAAAUAUGCAUCUUGCAGCAUUGAAAAACUUGAAUGAAAAGGUUGAGUUCUGGGAUACUAUAUUGGUCAAUAUUUUGUCUAGGAAGAUUGAUUCCUACACUUACCGUGGAUUUUAUCUUGAGCGUGGUUUGCAGGAGGUUCCUAAAUUGUGUGAAUUGCUUACUUUCCUAGAAAAAAGGGCUAUUGCAUUGGAAGCCACAAUGAGGGAGGAGCCUAAGAAGAGGGAGAAUUCGGUUGUGAGUGCUGCAGCUGCUACUGGAGUUUCAUGUGUUCGAGUAUGUGUGCCGGCAGCUGACACCUGUGGGUCCAUAUUUGGUGAAGACGAGGUUCGGUCAUAUUGUAGGCGGGGGGCUGCCCUUCCCUGCCGGCAAGAAGUCGAUAAGUAACUAUUGUGUUACAACUAAAGGUAAUCCUUUCCAUUUUAAUGUAGCUGAGGAUGAUUUACAACCACCCUUCCCAUGUGCUAAACAAAGUGAGGUUUGUUUACUGUCAAAUGAUUGUCAACCUUCGGAAGAUAUUGUUGAUAUAAUGUCCAAGUUUUGGGAUUGUGAAAAGGUACCUGAUAUCAUUAAGGAAACAGGUACAGAGGCUGAGCAGGCUGAACAGAUUUUUCUGGAGUCGGUUAAAUUAGAAAAUGACAAGUUCACUGUGGCCAUGCCUGUGAAGGUUGAGUUGGAUAAGUUAGACUUAGGUGAUUCUUUUAGUUGCGCCUUGCAACGAUUUUUUAAUUUAGAAAAACGGUUUUCACGGGAUCUAGAAUUGAGUAAAAAAUAUAAAAAAUUCAUACAUGAUUACAUAGACCAAGGUCAUGCUAAAUAUUUUGACAUGUCUACUUAUGACUUAAGUGCAGGUAAUGUCAUGUUUCUGCCCCACCACCCUGUAAUUAGCUCCAGUAAAACGACACCUGUUAGGGCUGUUUUUGAUGCUGGCGCUGUCACAAAAAAGGGUAUAUGCUUAAAUGACAUUUUAUUAAAUGGUCCGGUGGUUCAAAAGGAUCUCUUUGAAAUUCUGAUUUUGUUCAGAACUUUCAAGUAUGUAUUAUUGUGCGACAUAAAGGCUAUGUAUCGCCAAAUUCUAAUUGAGGAUAAGUAUCGUUGCUUGCAAAAUAUUUUGUGGCGCGAUUCUCCGGACGACUCAGUCAAAUGUGUACAGUUGCAGACAGUGACGUAUGGUUUGAAGAACUCUGCGUUCUUGGCAUGUAGGUGUUUGUUGGAAUUAGCUCAGAGAUACGAGAGUCAAUAUCCUUUGGCUUCGUUUGUGUUAAAGCACACGUGUUAUGUUGAUGAUAUUCAGUGCGGUUCUAAUGAUUUGAAUGAGCUUAUCCAGAUGAAAAAGGAGUUGGUUGAUUUAAUGAAGUUGGCUAGUUUGUCUCUUCACAAAUGGUGCUCUAAUAACCAAGAAAUUUUAAGCGACAUACCGGUUGAAUUUCAUCAACUCGAUAGUAGGAGCUUUGAUAAAAAUAAUGAAUAUGUUAAAACUCUUGGAUUGACAUAUGACGUCAUUACCGAUACUCUUAACAUGCAGUGUCCUGUUAAAGAGGUUCAAGAAAAGUACACGAAGCGUCAGAUGCUUAGCUUCAUAAGUAAAUUUUUUGAUCCUUUAGGAUUAUGUGGCCCUGUGUUAGUGCAGGCAAAGAUACUGAUGCAACAGGUUUGGUUUGAAUCGUUGAAAUGGGAUGAGUUUUUACCUCAAGGUCUUAACCAAAAGUGGGUUGACUUUGCCAAUAGCUUAGUUCAAAUGUCUUGCAUAUCGAUAGCUAGAAAUAUCAAUGUUCAAGGAGCACAAUCGUUAGAAUUAGUGGGAUUUUCUGAUGCUUCUAAUGCUGCUCAUGGUUGUUGUUUGUACUUACGUGUCAUUGAUGCUGACAACAAGGUUUCGGUGAAUCUUUUGUGCUCAAAAUCGCGCAUCAAUCCCAAGGCUAAAUCCUUGACUAUCCCAAAAUUGGAACUGAAUGGUGCCCUGCUACUUGCUAUUCUAGCUCGGAAGGUGUAUACUGCUCUGUCCUUAAAAUACUCAGUGAGCGCUCAUCUUUACAGUGACUCCAUGAUUUUGCUAGCUUGGUUAAAAACAUUACCGGUAAAGCUUAACAUGUACGUAGGUAACAGAGUUGAUAAGAUUAAUAAGUUAUCCUCCGGCUUUGAAUGGCAUUAUGUAAAUACUCAUGAUAAUGCCGCAGAUAUAUUGUCUCGUGGUGUAGAGCCCCAAUUAUUGGAAAAAUGUGACAUUUGGUGGCAUGGACCAAAGUUUUUGUCAGACCCUACUUACCAUCAUAAACCUGUAGAACUUGAUAUUUUAAAAUCUGAUGUACCAGAGUUAAGGCCUACAACUGAAACCUGUUAUACUUGUGUAGAUGUAAGUUCUAGCUCGAUUGAUGCCUUGAUACAGAAAUGUUCAAAUAUAAACAAAUUGACAAGGAUUGUAGGUUAUCUCCUUAGAUUUGUAUUUAACUGUAAACAUUUAAAUAUUAACAAACGUCAGGGACAUUUAUCUCCCCAAGAGUUGGAAUCUGCGUUGCGCAUAAUAAUUAAAUGUGAGCAAAGAAAGUUCUUUUGUAAUGAUAUUGAAGACUUAAAUAACAAGUUCUCAUUAAAGUCGAGUAUAAACAGUUUGCAUCCUUUUCUUGAUUCUGAAGGAUUGCUACGUGUUGGUGGUAGAUUGCAAAACGCAGGAUUGUCCUAUGACCAGAAACACCCGAUUAUAUUGCCCAAAGGUUCUCAUGUCACAAAAAUAAUUGUUCAUAAUGAGCACUUAAGGUUAAAACAUGCUGGUGCAACUUUGUUAUUGAGUACCCUAAAUGAGAAAUAUUGGAUUUUGAAUGCAAACAGAGAACUCAAGUCCGUUUUGUAUAAAUGUAUAAAAUGUUUCAGACUUAAGGCAAAAAAUGCUUCUCAACUAAUGGGUUCUCUGCCAUUCGAUCGUGUAAAUAUGACUAGGCCAUUUCAAAUUGUGGGCACUGACUACGCCGGUCCUUUCUAUGUAAAGCAGUCUAGAAUUAGGAGACCUGUGAUAACAAAGGCUUAUGUUGUGAUUUUUGUAUGCUUUGUUACAAAGGCCAUCCACAUUGAAUUGGCAUCUGACAUGACAACUGAUACUUUUUUAGGGUGUCUUAAAAGAUUUAUAGCUCGUAGAAAUAAACCUACUAAAAUAUAUUGUGAUAAUGCGGCCUAUUAUAAAGGCGCAGAAAAUGUUCUUAAGGAAUUGUAUGACCUUCAAAAUUCUACUAAUCAUCAAGCAUCUGUGGUUGACUUUUCUAGUUCUGAAAGAAUAGCCUUUCAUUUCAUUCCUUCUUAUUCCCCAGUUUUUGGUGGUCUGUGGGAAGCAGGUAUUAAAAGUGUUAAAUAUCACAUGAAACGUGUAAUUGCUAAUACAGUGUUUACCUAUGAGCAAAUGUACUCGACUUUGGUUCAGUUUGAAGCCAUUUUGAAUUCUAGGCCGUUGACCCCAAUGUCUAGGGAUCCUAGCGAUAUGACCUAUUUAACUCCUGGACAUUUUCUCACCGGUAGUCCACUGACAUCUUAUCCAGAAACGGAUAUUACAGAUGUAAAUGUAGGUAGGUUAAGUUUUUGGAAACAAUGUGUUCAAUUGCAACAACAUUUUUGGAAGCAAUGGCAUAAGCAAUACUUGGUUAUGCUGCAGAGUAGACCAAAGUGGAGAAAUGAGUCUCCUAACUUAGAAAUAGGCAAUUUAGUUUUGUUGAGGGAAGAUAAUACCUCUCCAUUGUGUUGGCCAGUAGGUCGAAUUGUUGAUGUUCAACCUGGUAAAGAUGGUAAGGUUCGAGCCUUGCAUGUAAAAAACGCAAAGGGUUUCAUUGUUAAAACGAGUGUUACCAAGGUGUGUCCCUUACCAAUUGAUUAUAGUUAGGUAAACUGCUUUGUUUAUUUGUUAAAUUUAAUGAUAAUGCAGGAGUUAGUUAGCAUUAAAUUUUUGUUGUUUUUUAACAUUGUAAUUGUUGUUUUUUGGCUUGGCCCCCAACAUGUUCAUAACCGAACA
Messenger RNA from Cydia strobilella, 4373 nucleotides. RefSeq lists its product as uncharacterized. Gene Ontology annotation, biological process: DNA integration. NCBI's taxonomy places the organism in Eukaryota, Metazoa, Arthropoda, Insecta, Lepidoptera, Tortricidae. Bases 912 to 4244 code for a protein of 1110 amino acids. Gene Ontology annotation, molecular function: nucleic acid binding. The transcript has 2 exons. The record is from RefSeq and is a predicted model, not a curated record.